AUGGCAUCUCCUUCCACCGACCCCGUCGAUAUCCGACGGAGAAGUGCCGCCUCAAGUCCUGCAGCUGGAUCUCCUCUACUCGGUUCCCACUCAAGACACGCUUCCAUAGCUCGACUAUCCUCUCCCGUGCCUUCCUCUCGCCUCAAUCUCAACACCCCUCCCAUUGCACAAGUGCCUACGCCUCAACAGCUAGCAGCCGACACCCGUAACAACUCCACCCUUCCCAGGAUCGAGCAUGGAACCUCACUCUCCGGCCCAGGUCACUCGGCUCUGUCUACCGCCCUGGCUGGCAGCUUGACUCACUCUGCUCCAAUUGCUCGCACUCCUGAUGCUCCCUCCACCCCCAAACAGUCCUUCCUCAACCCCUCCGCAGGCCUUGGGAGCCAUGAUAGAUUAAACAAUUAUGGCUCGUUCGGCACUAGGGACAUGGCUGGUAGUCCUGCUCCCACCGAGGACCCUGAGGUGGUUCGACGGCAUCUGGUUCAAUCCGACCACCCCCCCACUCGCCCUGGACGAUCACUUCGUCUCGACCUGGAUGGUGAAGCCUCCGGGCUAGCCUCGGACGAGUUCUCGAGUCUCCGCCUGCAGGGGGGAGAUGUUACCCGAGCUGUUUAUCGGUGGGCAGAAGAUCAGGAUCCGACUCAGGCUGGUAGGGGCCAGCGAAGCAAAAGUUUCCAUGUGCAACGGCCAGACCCAGAGAGUGAAGUCUUGGAUAUCAACAGCAUUCGCGUUCCUGGUGGGUUUCGCCGCAACUUCAUCCGACGAGCCGGAGACUCGCCUGCUCCUGUCGGGCGCACCGGUGUUGGAGCGCAUCGCACAGGGGCUCGUGUGAGCAAUGCUUCCAACACACGUCCGCCUCCGCAGCUCUUCACAAACAAUUUCCUGGAAUUCUUGACUCUUUAUGGGCACUUCGCAGGUGAGGAUCUGGAGGAAGAUGACGAGGUUCUUGAGCCGGACGAAUACUUCUCUUCCGACGCUUACGACGACGAUGGCAGUGAUCGUGAGCCCGGAGAAACCAGUACACUUCUAACUCCAGGUACGCCAGGUCUGCGCCGAAGGAAACACAAAGAACGAGCACCCACAGGGAACAAUAGUCGAUUGAAUGCUGCUCUAUUAUUGCUCAAGUCUUUCGUGGGUACCGGUGUGUUGUUUCUUCCUCGCGCAUUCCUCAAUGGCGGCAUGCUUUUCUCCUCGUUGGUCCUGUUAGGCGUUGCCAUUUUGAGUUUCCACUGUUUUAUCUUGCUUGUCAAUACUCGACUUCGGGUCGAAGCCUCGUUUGGCGAAAUUGGCGGCAUCCUAUAUGGGAGAUGGCUCCGAGGCUUGAUCUUAUUCUCCAUUGUUAUCAGUCAAGUGGGAUUUGUCGCUGCCUAUACCGUCUUCACAUCGGAGAAUCUGCAGGCAUUCGUUCUUGCUGUAUCCAAGUGCAAGACCUUUAUCGACAUCAAGUUCAUGGUCCUCAUGCAACUCAUCGUCUUCUUGCCACUCAGUUUGGUCCGCGAUAUCAGCAAGCUUGGUUUCACUGCUUUGGUUGCUGAUGCCUUCAUCUUACUGGGUUUAAUAUAUCUGUACUAUUACGAUACGUACACCAUCAUCGACUAUGGUGGAGUCGCGGAUAUCACCUUGUUCAAUCCUUCGACCUGGACCCUUUUUAUCGGUACCGCCAUCUUCACUUUCGAGGGCGUCGGCUUGAUCAUCCCCAUUCAGGAAACCAUGAAGGAGCCCAAGGCAUUUCCUAGUGUUCUGGCGAUAGUCAUGGUCAUCAUCACAGUUCUUUUCACCUCAAUUGGUGCUCUCUCAUACGCGGCCUUCGGAUCCCAGACAAAAACCGUAAUCCUCCUUAAUCUUGCCCAGGACAACAAGAUGGUGAACGGCGUUCAGUUCCUAUACUCGCUCGCAAUCUUGCUCAGCACUCCACUGCAGCUUUUCCCUGCCAUUCGUAUCAUGGAAAACGAACUCUUCAGCCGCUCCGGCAAAUACAACCCGUACAUCAAGUGGCAGAAGAAUGUCUUCCGCUUCUUCUUGGUCUUCGUCUGCGCUUUGAUUGCGUGGGGCGGCGCAGGAGAUUUGGACAAAUUUGUGGCGCUGGUGGGAAGCUUUGCAUGUAUCCCCCUUGUGUACAUCUAUCCCCCUAUGCUUCAUUUGAGAGCUGUGGCAAAGACCCCUUGGCAACGUGGUUUGGAUUAUCUCGUCUGUGUGUUUGGCGUCGUCGCUUGCGUCUACACCACCGUCCUGACAGUUCAGCAGUGGAUACAGGGCAGUGCGGCAAAGGCACCUGGGUAUUGCGAUUCAUAG
Exophiala bonariae is the source of this 2292-nucleotide messenger RNA. RefSeq lists its product as uncharacterized. Gene Ontology annotation, biological process: amino acid transmembrane transport. The transcript has a single exon. Lineage: Eukaryota; Fungi; Ascomycota; Eurotiomycetes; Chaetothyriales; Herpotrichiellaceae. Gene Ontology annotation, molecular function: L-tyrosine transmembrane transporter activity. Gene Ontology annotation, cellular component: vacuolar membrane. The record is from RefSeq and is a predicted model, not a curated record. Bases 1 to 2292 code for a protein of 763 amino acids.